Molecule: messenger RNA, 2418 nt
Organism: Trichosporon asahii var. asahii CBS 2479
Lineage: Eukaryota; Fungi; Basidiomycota; Tremellomycetes; Trichosporonales; Trichosporonaceae
Product: exocyst protein
Exons: 6
Coding region: 1-2418 (805 amino acids)
Biological process (GO): exocytosis; Golgi to plasma membrane transport
Cellular component (GO): exocyst
Source: RefSeq, a predicted model, not a curated record
AUGAACUUUGACGACGCCGCGCCGUACGGCCUCUCGUCUCUCGCUCCCGAGCAAUGGGAGGAGGUCGACCACGCCACGGAGGGACCUCUCGCUGGCACGGGAGGCACCAUGGAAGAGCAGGACCCCCUUGGACUCCGAGGAAGACUCAGCUUACCUCAAGACGCCUCCAAGAGCUUUGACCCCAAGCUAUUCAUCCAGGUUCAGCACCCGGACGCGUCAUUCGCGGACCUUCGUCUCGGCAUUGAGCACCUCGAACGGUCGAUUGACGCUCGAAGCGAAGCCGUACGCAUUCUCGUCGAGGACAACUUUGAUCGCUUUGUCGCCGUCAAGGCGUCCAGCGACGUCGUGUACCGCGACAUGAAGGAAGGUUUCCUAGACGACGAUGACCAUGGCGCCCUGACAUGUGAUCGUGCCGACCUCGUCUACCUUCCCGUCCUCGACAACGCUGUCAAGGCGUCCAAGCUGCGAUCAACGUUGGGCGUCUUUGAAAAGUCCAAGUUUCUUUUCAAUCUUCCCGGCCAGCUCCUCGAGUCUAUCAAUGCCGGCAAGUACGACCAGGCGCUUCGCGACUAUAAGAAGGGCCUCUUCCUUCACCGCGGUGGAGCCCUGAUGCCGGGCGUGAAGGCGACGACGCCCGAUCAAAUUGCCCGCCAGCGUCGCAUCUUUAACAAAGUGUGGGACAGUGUCGAGGACGUCAUGCGCGACAUGCGACGUCGCCUGCACGUGCUCCUGAAGGACCCGAACCGCUCGAUCGAGGACCAGGAGAAGACGCUGGAGAUGCUGAUCGAGAUUGAAGGAUCAGACGAGCCAGCGUGGAGCUACCUGGACUACCAGCACGAGCACAUUGUGGACAGUGUCAAGUCGUUGUACGAGCGCGCCAACGAUGCUGUCAAAAGGGCGCAGCGCGAGGCUGCCUCCGAGCCCUCUUCUUCCUCACCAUACACCGAUCUCCUUCGCCGCCAGCUGGUCCAGCCCACGUACACCCCGAACUCUGUGACGCGGUUCUGGCGGGUUGCCAAGGCGUGCAUGGACGGACGGUACCGCAAGCGCGACUCGUCGGGUGCCCUGCGCGCUUCGCACCGGCCAGCUCAAGCCUGCCGACAGAUGGCUGCGGACAUUAUCAAGACAUACAUUGUCAUCAUUGCCCAAUUCUUCGCCUUAUCAGACGUCGGUGUGUCGUCUAAGAAGCGGCUUCGCGAGCAGUCCAUCCCAUCCUUCGUCCCUGCGGGAACGACGGUGCUGGCUGCUGGCUAUUAUGGCGAGCAGAUUGCCAAUGCCAUCGGAGACUGCACCACUGAGCUCGUAGCAAUCGACGUCGGAAAGGACGCGAGUUCGAGUGUCAAAUCGUUCAUGGAAUCCUUACGCUGGCGCAUGGAGGAGAUGAUUACAACGACGUGGAUCCGAGACGCGGCCGACUUUUACCUGCUCGAGGACUGGAAACCGCCAGUCAACGAGGGCAUUCUGCGCGGACGAACACGCUUCAUCUACACGAUGGACGACUUCCAAGCCCGCGUCAUCAAGGCGGCGAGGGCAGUGGCGACGGGGCCAGCGACCGACGACAAGCCGCCGCCGCCAGCGUCACCAGUUUUCCAGCGCAAGAUUCGCGAGGGCAUCGUCGAGUCUCAGACUCUUCUGUUCGAGGGUAUCAUGCGCCUGAGCCAGCUGACGGCUGCCGAGGAGCACGCCGUGCGGGUAUCCGGCACGAAAGAAAAGACGCCAACGACGGACGCGGAGACGCGGCUGCUAUACAUUCUGUCCGCGUUCCACUACCAGCGCAAGAAGGCGGUGCCUGCGAUCAUGAACCUGGCCGCCAAGUUGCUCGGCCCAGAAGCGGCCGGCGACGAGACGCAGCUGGAGGACGCACGUGCUCGUUUAGAGGUACGCGCGUUCGACAUGUGUGUGUCUCUGCGCGCCGAUCCGAUGUGCAAGAUUCUGUCAGAUGCGAUUCUGCACAGCGGCAUCGACUGGCUGACGUGCCCCGCACCAACAGAGGUGCGGGGGUACAUGCACCGAAUCAUCCUGCAGCUCGUCGAGGCGCAUGCGCGCGUGUCGAACGUGAACCCGAUCCUAGUCAACAACGUCCUGAAGGCGCUUGUGUCGCGUUUAGCACAAACGGCGCUCGAGUCGUUCAAGAUCAUCAAGCGCUUCGGGACGGGCGGCAUGUUGACUGCAACCGUCGAGAUCGAGUACCUGCAGCAGAGCGUCGAGGCGUACCUGAACCGGGGCGCUAAGGAGGCCUUUGGGCAGACGUACGAGAUCAUCUCGCGCGGGCUGCGGAGCAACGAGACGCCCGAGGCGCUGCAGCGCGAACUGGCCAGUCUGCAGACGAUCAUCCGCGACACGAGGCGUGUGACGGCCGUCGAGACGAUUGCGCUGCGUCCGACGACGAGCAGGAAUGAUAGUACGGGCAGGCGAUGA